Messenger RNA from Aspergillus niger, 2379 nucleotides. RefSeq lists its product as uncharacterized. The record is from RefSeq and is a predicted model, not a curated record. Lineage: Eukaryota; Fungi; Ascomycota; Eurotiomycetes; Eurotiales; Aspergillaceae. The transcript is spliced from 2 exons. Gene Ontology annotation, molecular function: histidine phosphotransfer kinase activity; phosphorelay sensor kinase activity. Gene Ontology annotation, biological process: phosphorelay signal transduction system; protein autophosphorylation. Bases 1 to 2379 code for a protein of 792 amino acids.
AUGGAUCUCAACAAACGCCUGUUCCAUCUCGAUAUCGAGAAUAAGACCCAAGCGCAACCUCUCAACUUCUCUAUGGUAACCACACCACCGGAUGAUGAGGAUGAUGACGAGGUGAACCAUCUAAAGCUCAAGGUCGAGUCGAAACAAUCUCCUCACGAUCAUGACAAGCCGCAUCACCGUCAAAAGAAGAUGCCCGAUACCGAUGCGCAGCAACCUCCAGCGGCUCUAGGUCGAAUAUAUCGCUAUACCCCCACUCCCAGCGUCAUUCUUGAUCCUUCGUUACAUGUCGUGGAGGUAUCGGAUUCCCACGUGGCAUUUGCCGGGCUGUCAAGGGCGCUGUUGCUCGGCCGGUUCAUCUGUGACAUCUGUCCACGCAUCCUGCCGGCUCUAGAUGUUGCUAUUCUUUUUGGCGCAUUGCGCGCCGCCAUCACGACGCAGGACGUCCAGUCGAUUGACAAAAUCUGUAUAGAUGACGCUAGCACUUGCUAUACUCUUCGCAUCACCCCCAUCUUUGAAAACUCUAACCUGUUAUACAUUGUCCUGGAGGCACUUGAUAUCACCAAGCGUCAGGCUACAUCGGUGUCCAAGCCCCAUGAGUCUUACUCCAAUGAGACUUACAAAGUCCUACUGGACACGGUCAAGGACUAUGCCAUCUUCAUGCUCGACACACAUGGCCAUAUUGUAACUUGGAACACGGGAGCGGCCCUGCUGAAAGGGUACUCGGCCAAGGAGAUCAUCGGACGUCACUUUUCCACCUUCUAUAGCCUGGAGGAUCGCAUGGCGGAUAAGCCCGGCAAAGAACUGGAGGUAUGUCUCCGGGAGGGCAAAGUGGAGGACGAAGGCUGGCGGUACCGCAAGGACGGUUCGCGGUUCUGGGCCAACGUGCUGAUCACUCCCAUGUACGCCCUGGGUCGCCAUAUUGGCUUCACCAAGGUCACUCGCGAUUUAACGGAACGCAAUGCAGCCGAAACCCGCAUGAUCGCAGCCUUUGAAGAAUCGUCGAGAUUAAAGACAGACUUCUUGGCCAACAUGAGCCAUGAGAUUCGCACGCCAAUGAACGGCAUGCUCUUAGCCCUUACAUCACUGCUGGCCACGGACUUGAACGAACAGCAGCGCGAAUAUUCCUCUAUCAUCGAAGAUUCGACCAAUGUUUUGCUCCAAGUCAUCAAUGACGUCCUCGACUAUUCGAAAUUGUCAUCCGGGUCUUUUACUCUGCAUCCUGAUACUUUCAGUGUCGACAGUAUUACCAACGCCGUCGUGCGCAACUGCAAGGGCGCUCUGAAAACCGGUGUCCAACUGACUAGCUCUAUCUCAUCCAACUUCCCAUCCCAGGUCGAGGGUGAUCCGUUGCGGUACCGUCAGGUCCUUCAGAAUCUUGUCGGCAAUGCAGUCAAGUUCACCGAGGAGGGCUACGUCAAGAUCAACACCACCUUCUCGGAAGAUGCGGAGGAUCCUAGUGUAUAUUACAUCCGGACGGAGGUUGCCGAUACGGGCGUUGGCGUUCCCGAAGAUGCUCUUGGCUCAUUGUUCACACCGUUCACACGCUUCGCCGAGACUGGUUCGAAGAGAUACCAAGGCACGGGCCUUGGCUUAUCGAUCUGCAAAAGCUUGGCCGAACUCAUGGACGGAAGUGUCGGAUACCGACCUAAUCCUGAGAGACAUGGCAGUGUCUUCUGGGUCACAGCCAAGAUGCAUCGGGUGCGUGUGGCGCCGCCCGCUAGAACGACUGGGACAGGGACACCCGUUGAAGACGUCGGUGACAUUGAACGAAAUAUCCACGACAUCGCUCCUCACAAACACGUUCUCCUGGUUGAGGACAACCUGGUUAACCAGAUGAUGAUGCUCAAGCUUCUCCAGAACAUGGGCUUCGCGCGGAUUGAUACUGCAUGGGAUGGGGCAGAGGCGGUUCGACUGGUGAAGCAGCAGCCUUUAUCCUACAAUACAAUUCUUAUGGAUAUCGGCAUGCCGGUGCUGGAUGGCGUACAGGCGACACGACAGAUCCGGCAAAUGGGACUAGAGAUGCCUAUCAUUGCGCUUACGGGGAACGUCAUGCCGGGAGAUAUAGAGGAUUAUGCGAAGCAGGGAAUGAGCGAUCAUAUUGGGAAACCAAUCCACCAGAAACAGUUAAUGCGUUUGCUCUGGAAUCCGACUCCGCAUAAGAAACUGAGCAUUACUGACACCGCUUUCGCGUUGAACCAACCCUGCCCAUUACACUGCAAAGCAGUACGCUCUAGGGCAAUCGCCAUGAUGAGCUCAGGUGCUCAAGAACACAGAACCAUUCCUGUAAAGUGGACAGGUUCCGAAGAUUACAAUAUGCAAGACUCACGAUCUUCUCUUCUCAUGAAGUUUACGAUGGGAACAUACUACCUCGAUUUAUGA